Messenger RNA from Microbotryum saponariae, 2023 nucleotides. The record is from the annotation of a GenBank genome assembly. NCBI's taxonomy places the organism in Eukaryota, Fungi, Basidiomycota, Microbotryomycetes, Microbotryales, Microbotryaceae.
AUGGUCAGUUGCACGAUUCGCAAGCAGCCCCACACCGCUACUCCGCUUGGGAGCAUCGGGCUGACCUCGUCGUCUCUGCUCUUGUAUUGCAGGACCAACAACCGCCUUCGACCGAGAUUGUCACUCUCACCUCGGUAAGCUCGGGGACGUUGCGCGGCGGGGCUCGAACAGCAUGGUCGAAGCAAGCUGCUUCCGAGUGCCGCCGCUCCACACGACCACGCUUCGAACGGCAUCGGCUGACGUGCCGCUCCUCUGGCCCCGUCGUUCGUUCCCUGCCCGCAAUAGCAUGUGCUGCAAUCGCAACAACACUCCCCCGCCGCGACCGGUGACUUGACCAUCCUCCUCACCGCCGUCCAAACCACGUGCAAGUUCAUCGCGACCAACGUCCGCCGUGCCGGUCUGUUGAACCUGUGAGUUUCGAACUCGAGCUCGACCAGAUCGCUCGCGGUGCUUCGGACCGCGGCACUCGUGUCGUCGCAGCCCAGCUUGCACGAUUUGAUUUCAGACGAUGGUGGUCCAUUGGUUUCAUAAGCUUGCUUGCCCACGUCUUUUCGCUCUUGAAACUCUAUCGCAUCUUGCACCAUUUUUAUUCGCUCGUCCAAGUCCUUUCCGGCCCGACGGUUACGGCUACUGACGCCGUUCCUCGGUUGCCCUCCCGGCCCGCGCCGGCUACCUUUCCCGCUUCGAUUUCAUGGCAAUGCAGCAUCGGUGCUGCCGGCACCGCCAACGUCCAAGGCGAGGACCAAAAGAAGCUCGACAUUCUGGUGAGCAAUAUGGGUUUGCAAACCUUGUAUGAUACGCACAUCGUAGCUAAUGGCUGUUCGUAUCCGCUCCGAACCCGGCCCUCCACGUCAUAGUCGAACGACAUCAUGAUCAACUCGCUCAGGGCAUGUGGUCAGUAAAUAUCAUGCAGUCGAAUCAGAGAAUGGAAUUAGAGGGAAUGUGCUAAAUUUAUUCCGGUUCUACGCGACCACAGGAAAAUGCUCGGUUCUCAUCUCCGAGGAGAACGAUGACCCCAUCUUGAUCGACAUCCCGUACCGUGGAAAGUACUGCGUCGUAUUUGACCCUCUCGAUGGAUCGUGAGUCAAUGCUGGUUUGAACGGCAUUCUGGUCUUGGAAUUGUGAAUGCUGAUUGCUCCGGGGUGCUCCGACUCGCCUGCGGACAGCUCCAACAUCGACGCCGGUGUCAAUAUCGGUACCAUCUUUGGUAUCUACAAGGUCCAAGAGGGCUCGGAUGGUCAGGUCUCGGACGUGCUUCGCCCUGGAAAGGAGAUGGUCGCUGCUGGGUAAGCGCGAAUCGCUUCAGAAACUGCAGUUCAGCUCGGUUACAGUGUAGCUCAUGGUGGAUGGCUCUCCGUGUUUCAGCUACUGCAUGUACGGAUCGUCCGCCAACCUUGUCAUCUCGACUGGUAAGGGUGUUGACGGUUACACUCUCGAUAACGUGAGUCAGACGGCCGCCCUCGAAACGCCGUGGAGCCGCAGCGGCUGAACUGCUCGGAACACCGUACUUGUGCAGGGCAUUGGAGAGUUCAUCCUCACACACCCCAACAUCCGCAUCCCUCCCCGCGGCAAGAUCUACUCUUUCAACGAAGGCAACACCCUCUUCUUCCACGAGUGAGUACCGCCUCAUUCGGUCUCGGCGUCGCUCUUUGUAGAAGAAGAGCUCACAUGAGACUAUCACCCCACCAGGCCGGUAAAGAAGUAUCUCGAAUCGGUCAAGAACCCGGCAAAUGGCAAGCCCUAUUCCGCGCGCUACAUUGGCUCCAUGGUCGCAGACGUUCACCGCACCUUGUUGUACGGCGGCAUCUUCGGUUACCCUGAAGACAAGAAGUCCAAGUCGGGCAAGCUGCGUCUCUUGUACGAAGGGUUCCCAAUGGCCUUUUUGACUGAACAGGCGGGAGGGUUGGCCACGACGGGGAGGGAGAGGAUCUUGGAUAUUGUCCCGACGGGGAUUCAUCAGAGGAUCCCCGUCUUCCUUGGGUCCAAGGAGGAUGUCGAGGACGUGUUGAAGUUCUAUGCUUGA